CCGCCACAGCCCGGCGUGCUCUUCUUCGCCGAUGAUGACAACACCUAUAGCCUGGAGCUCUUCGAGGAGAUGCGUACAACCCACAAAGUAUCCGUGUGGCCUGUGGGGCUGGUGGGAGGUCGACGAUAUGAACGCCCUCUAGUGGAAAAUGGAAAAGUUGUUGGCUGGUAUACUGGCUGGAGAGCAGACCGGCCAUUUGCCAUUGAUAUGGCAGGAUUUGCUGUGAGCCUCCAAGUGAUUCUGUCAAAUCCUAAAGCUGUAUUUAAACGACGUGGGUCUCAACCAGGAAUGCAAGAAUCUGAUUUUCUGAAACAGAUAACAACAGUGGAGGAACUGGAACCAAAAGCAAACAAUUGCACAAAGGUUCUUGUAUGGCACACUCGAACAGAAAAGGUAGAUCUAGGUAAUGAACCAAAAUAUCAACUAGAUACAGUUAAAAUUGAAGUAUGAUCUAGAGAUGCAACUCAGACAUAGGAAAUGGAUGUGGCUGAAGAUGCCUACCUGACUUCAGUCAAUUAAGAAUUCAAGCAUUGUACAGAUCUACCACUCUGCAGCAGCCUGUACUAGUCAUUUGAUGGACUUCUGUGCAAACAAAAACUUGUCAGAUAAGCAAAUCUGAUGGUCUGAAACAUAACAUCUUGUGUUGCAUGCACUUCUCAGCUCAGCAUCAUUGAACUGAACUAUAAUAAUUUGUUUUAAGAGUUUCCACAUAUUAAUGCAAAUUUAAGACUGAAACAACUGCAGUGCAACCUUUUCAAAAGCAUUAUUUAUCUAACUUGACAAAAAUAUUAUAAACUGUUUUUAAAUUGCAAAAUGUUGGUCACAAAAAAAAUGGUUAAAAGCGCCUUCCACAUUUAAAUGCAUUUUUCUUGUAUUAAACAGCAACUUUCUUGAAGUCACAGUGAUCAGGUAGAUGAUACAGUAUUAAAUAAAAACCACACAAUGGUUUAUGGAUUUAUUAUUUUAAUAUAGGGAAAUAACAUUUUUAUCAAUACGAGGCACCAUUAAAUGUAAACACAAUUACUGUCAAACCUGGAUAUAUCUGCAAGGACAAAGUAUUCAUAUAUGGUGAGUUACCCUGUAUGCAUAUUGUGCAAUACGUUCUCUUUAUUAGUACAAUGUAUACACGUAUGGAACCAAAUUGCAUAUUUUGUUACAGGAAACUCAAAUGGAUUAAAUAUUCAUGUUUUGAAAGAAUAAACUGAACAUGUGGAA
This is a messenger RNA of Pelodiscus sinensis (Chinese soft-shelled turtle), 1215 nucleotides long. RefSeq names its product beta-1,3-glucuronyltransferase 2 (gene B3GAT2). Gene Ontology annotation, biological process: carbohydrate metabolic process; chondroitin sulfate proteoglycan biosynthetic process. The record is from RefSeq and is a predicted model, not a curated record. Gene Ontology annotation, molecular function: galactosylgalactosylxylosylprotein 3-beta-glucuronosyltransferase activity. Gene Ontology annotation, cellular component: Golgi membrane. NCBI's taxonomy places the organism in Eukaryota, Metazoa, Chordata, Testudines, Trionychidae.